AUGCCCAUGACCACACUGGUGCAGAGCAGAUCUGAGCCCUCACAGCCAGUGGGCAGAGGGUCUGCUCCUCGUGGAAGAUGUGCAGCAGAGUAUUUCCUCCUCACCACCAUGUGCUACGACCGCUACGUUGCCAUCUGCAAACCCCUGCACUACGGGACCCUCCUGGGCAGCAGAGCUUGUGCCCACAUGGCAGCAGCUGCCUGGGCCACUGGCUUUCUCAAUGCUCUGCUGCACACAGCCAGUACAUUUUCCCUGCCCCUGUGCCAGGGCAGUGCCCUGGGCCAGUUCUUCUGUGAAAUCCCACACAUCCUCAAGCUCUCCUGCUCACAGUCCUAUAUCAGGGAACUUGUGCUUAUUGGGGUUAGUGACUGUUUAGGAUUUGGUUGUUUCAUUUUCAUUGUUUUCUCCUAUGUGCAGAUCUUCAGGGCUGUGCUGAGGAUCCCCUCUGAGCAGGGGCGGCACAAAGCCUUUUCCACGUGCCUCCCUCACCUGGCUGUGGUCUCCCUCUUUGUCAGCACUGCCAUAUUUGCCUACCUGAAGCCCCCUUCCAUCUCCUCCCCAUCCCUGGAUCUGACCCUGUCAGUUCUGUACUCUGUGAUUCCUCCAGCACUGAACCCCCUCAUCUACAGCCUGAGGAACCAGGAGCUCAAGGAUGCCCUGAGAAAAAUGAUGACUGGAUGCUUUUCAGGAGAAAUAAGGUGCCAGUUUUCUGGUGUGUAG
Messenger RNA from Pseudopipra pipra, 720 nucleotides. RefSeq names its product olfactory receptor 14J1-like. The coding region runs from base 1 to 720 and encodes 239 amino acids. Gene Ontology annotation, molecular function: odorant binding; olfactory receptor activity; G protein-coupled receptor activity. The record is from RefSeq and is a predicted model, not a curated record. The transcript has 2 exons. Gene Ontology annotation, biological process: G protein-coupled receptor signaling pathway. Lineage: Eukaryota; Metazoa; Chordata; Aves; Passeriformes; Pipridae. Gene Ontology annotation, cellular component: membrane.